CUUCCUUGUCGUUUCGUAGAAUCAAAAUCGAAAAUAGACAAGCGGGAAAAAAAUGGGUGUACAAGCUUUGUGGAAGAAAAUGGAUAAAACAAAUGAACUUGACCAUAUGGAAUACGAUAAUGUUGACAUGGAAUUGAUUUCAGAGUCCAAGAAAAUAUCUGCUGAAAAAAGCUACAAGAAUUGUCAUUGUUUUAUCAGUGCUCUUCUCUGUGGUUCUGUUUUGCUUAUAUGCAUACAAAUUGGUAUUAUUUACUUCCAUGUAUUGGAUGUGCUUGAAUCGAAAGGACCAAGCGAACAUUUGAAGAAACCAACAAUGUUAAGUAAAGAGAAUGGUGAAACAAGUCUCAAUCCUAUGAACUCGUCUUUGGAGUCUUUAAAAAUGCUUGUUUCCUUGAUGGCCAGCGAGCGCUUGUCUCAGAAACUUUUAAAUGAUAAGACAAAAAUGCCAACGGUCAUUCAGCGCUUUCUGUCGGCAAAAUACAAGACAGACCAUUCCCGUGUUUUAUUAACCAAAGCCGAACCAUAUGACAUAGCAUUCGGGAAUUUUACGGCGAAUCAAGUCUCUAUUCAGAUCCCGAAGAAAGGGUUCUACGAGGUGUCCACAAUUGCAACAAUGAAAAUCACACCCAACAUAACAACAGCGACGCACGCGGUAUUCCGGGAGUCGGGAAACACCACUGUCAUCAUCAUGAAGCGAUCGUACUCGGUACACGCAGACGUUAUGGCUUUCCAACAAAGUGUGUUGAAAGACUCCUUUUUGUUGAACCAUGGUGAUAAACUGAGUGUGUUUGUGUCUCGGGUGUACGGUGUGUACGAAAAGACAACACCAAUAUCAAUACGCUUAGUCGGAUACGGAAGCUGAGCACAGCUCCAAUCGGAACUUCUCGGACCUUUCCAUAAGCGGAAUUUUUUUUUCAACCUUUUUCCGAAUGGUCCAAGAUUUUCCGAUUGUAUUAUUCGAUUCCAUUACGUUAUUAUUCAAAUAGAGGUUGAUUUUUAAAAACGUUUUUAAUUAGAAUUUUACAUUGUAUCCCAAUAAAAUUGUACAUUGUG
Molecule: messenger RNA, 1053 nt
Organism: Magallana angulata
Lineage: Eukaryota; Metazoa; Mollusca; Bivalvia; Ostreida; Ostreidae
Exons: 3
Coding region: 53-862 (269 amino acids)
Molecular function (GO): protein binding
Source: RefSeq, a predicted model, not a curated record